Messenger RNA from Ananas comosus (pineapple), 963 nucleotides. Its product is annotated as DNL-type zinc finger protein. Gene Ontology annotation, molecular function: zinc ion binding; protein-folding chaperone binding. The record is from RefSeq and is a predicted model, not a curated record. The coding region runs from base 292 to 795 and encodes 167 amino acids. The transcript has 3 exons. Gene Ontology annotation, cellular component: mitochondrion. Gene Ontology annotation, biological process: protein folding; protein stabilization; protein import into mitochondrial matrix. NCBI's taxonomy places the organism in Eukaryota, Viridiplantae, Streptophyta, Magnoliopsida, Poales, Bromeliaceae.
UCUUCUUCUUCGUCUUCUUCUUCCCCGAGCAAUUCACCUCGAAUCCCUCGUCCAUGGCCGCUUCUCGCGUGCUUCAGCGGCGCCUCGCCUCUUUGCUCCGUCCCAAUCGACCCCCGUCUCUCGUCUCCCCAGGUCUAGUUUUUGAGCUAUGAGAGGAUCGUCUUUUUUGAGAAGCCGCGUAGAUUAUCGGCUGUUGAUAUGUUAUCUUUCUUUCCCUGAGAAAAUUUUGCUUAUGAAGCUACUAAGUAUAGGCACAUUAUACUGAGAUAACCAUGAUUGGUAUUUGUCUCCAUGUUACAUGAUCCAAAAGGAAGUACAUGGUCAUCAUAUGUAAUAGGAGGUAUAAGAAGUACACAAACAAUGACGAACUUGAUUACCGUAGAAGAUAACGGCAACACCGAGGAUCAUGAAGCAAGCCAGAAUCACUCAAAACCGGUCUCCAACCCGAGUGAUCGUACUAGCCCUAACACUACCAGAGAGUCCAAUGUGAGAUACUCCGCAUUCUCAAACCUAAAAUCAUCGCAGAGGCACGACCUCGCCAUGAUAUUCACGUGCAAGGUGUGUGAGACCCGGUCGGUGAAGACGGUGUGCCGUGAGUCCUACGAGAAGGGCGUCGUGGUUGCCCGGUGCGGGGGGUGCAGCAACCUCCAUUUGAUCUCCGACCGGCUUGGGUGGUUCGGUGAGCCCGGAAGCGUCGAAGAUUUCCUGGCGGCACGAGGAGAGGAGGUGAAGAGAGGUUCUGCAGAUACCUUGAAUCUUACCUUAGAGGAUUUGGCCGGAAAUAAGUCAUCGUGAUCUUCUGGAUUUUAGGGGAUGUUCGGUUGGAUAACUGUUAUAAAUAUAGUGUAAUUGAAGAUGCAUUUAAUCAAAAAUAUAAUAGUCACAACUGCUUUACAACUAUAACUAUAAUUUGUUUGGCUGCAUAAAAAGUGAUUAAGAAUGUAAGUUUUUUUUUGUUUAAAA